AUGUCCACCAUCGUCACCCUCGCAACGCCCGUCCCGGCAACCUCGCUCCAUACAACCCCCCAGCACAAGACAAGGCCACAGCAACACUCAAGAGAGCUCGUCGCUUCAUCACCACCACAUCCUCUCCCCAGAUAUCACCUCAAGCCUCCCCGUGGCUGGAUCAACGACCCCUGCGCCCCCGCCUUCGACGCCGCCACCGGCACCUAUCACCUCUACUACCAAUGGAACCCAAAUUCCUGCGACUGGGGCGACAUCACCUGGGGCCAGUUUACCAGCCGUGAUGGUGUUUAUUGGUCACAGGGCGCAGGCAGCCCUUCUCAACCACAGUCCAAGCCCAUCGCCCCCAUAAUAGACCGGGACCAGCCCUACGACAAGGACGGCAUUUUCACAGGCUGCCUCCAUCCCACAGGUCCCCGUGGCGAGCAAGGCCAGCUCACAGUCUUCUACACAUCAGUCUGCCACUUGCCCCUCCACUGGACCUUGGAGCACACUCGCAACAGCGAGGGCCUGUCCAUGGCCACAUCGACUGAUGGCGGUCGGACAUGGACCAAAUACCCCGGCAACCCCAUCAUCAAGGGCGAGCCAGAGAGCUUGGCCGUCACUGGGUUCCGAGACCCCUUCUUGGCAGAGUGGCCGGCCAUGGACAAGGCUCGUGGCGUAGAGUCGUCAAAGACGAAGACGCUCUACGGGGCCAUCUCUGGUGGGAUACGCGGCAAGAAUCCCACAGCUUUCUUGUACGCUGUCCCAGCUGACAACCUCACCGAGUGGACGUACCUGGGACCGCUGGUGGCUGAUAUGCCUCUGCGCUUCUCGGCAGCACCAGCAGACUUCGAGAGGCUCUUGACCACAUGGAGCGGCAACUUCGGUGUCAAUUGGGAGUGUGUCAACUUCAUGACCCUCGAGUCGCCAACGCACCCCAAUAUCACAAAGGAAUUCAUGAUCACUGGUGCCGAGGGCGGCCUGAAGCCCGGCGCAAAGGAGACUGACGAUAGCCCCUACGGCCAGUGGUCCCUCUGGAUGGCCGGCUGUUUGCGUGCCAACAAAGGGGGUGCAUUGUCCACGACACCUACCGCAAGCAUGAAGCACGAUUACAGCGGGUAUCUUGACCACGGCUGCUUCUACGCAGCCAGCUCGUACAAGCAUCCCGUCACCAACCAACGCGUUGUAUGGGGCUGGUUGAAAGAGGAGGACUUGACGCUUGCCCGACGCGAUGCCAAAGGGUGGACGGGGUACUUGUCGUUGCCUCGCGAGCUGUUCCUCCAGACAUUGGACAACGUGGUUGGCGUAGUUGGCGCGAGCCGGCUGGAGGAUGUAACUUCCAUUGCCGCCACACCUAUCACCGGAAUGAGAUCAAGCCGAACUGUCGAGACACUCGGCAUCCGGCCGCUUCCAAGUCUGCGAGCAUUCCGCUCAUCCCAAUCACCAAAUAACAAGUGGCCAUCAUCUCCCACUUCCACAAGAGCCCAGCCAAAUACCCAACUCCUCACGCCAAGUUCAACAAGCUGGGAACUCGAAGCCACAAUCCGUGUUCCGCGCUCAUCCAACCAGCAACCGAGACGAGUCGGCUUCCAUAUCCGCCACUGCAAAGACCUCGCAAAGCGCUGCACAGUGUACUUUUCACCUGCAGAAGGCAGGAUAUACGUUGACCGCAGCCUGUCCAACACACACAAAGAUAUUUGCAAGACCGAUGCGAGCGGCCCAUUCGCACUCUUCAUCACGUCUGAUCCGACCAGCAGCACCAACGCUAGCACCAGUAGGGCUAAGCCCCACGACGGACAAGAGGCAGUCGAAGCUCUCCGCCUGCGCCUCUUCAGUGAUGGCGACGUGCUUGAGGUCUUCGCCAACGACCGCUUCGCGCUGAGCACCAUGGUUUACUCGGACAAAGGGUGCGACGGGAUCAGCACGUUUGUCGAGCCAAACAGCUCGACAUCGUCAUCGUCAUCCGAGGAGCACAACAAUUUAUUCGAAUCAGUGCAAGUGUGGGACGGGCUAGGCGAGGCACGGGGCAUCCAUGAUACAGCUUUGGAAGCGACAUCGCUGCCCGGGGGCCGGUCAGCGUUAUAG
This is a messenger RNA of Microdochium trichocladiopsis, 2064 nucleotides long. Its product is annotated as glycosyl hydrolase. Gene Ontology annotation, molecular function: sucrose alpha-glucosidase activity. The record is from RefSeq and is a predicted model, not a curated record. Bases 1 to 2064 code for a protein of 687 amino acids. Gene Ontology annotation, biological process: sucrose catabolic process. NCBI's taxonomy places the organism in Eukaryota, Fungi, Ascomycota, Sordariomycetes, Xylariales, Microdochiaceae. The transcript is spliced from 2 exons.